This is a messenger RNA of Asterias rubens (European starfish), 1209 nucleotides long. RefSeq names its product ubiquitin-fold modifier-conjugating enzyme 1. Bases 29 to 544 code for a protein of 171 amino acids. Gene Ontology annotation, cellular component: cytoplasm. The transcript is spliced from 4 exons. Gene Ontology annotation, biological process: protein K69-linked ufmylation. NCBI's taxonomy places the organism in Eukaryota, Metazoa, Echinodermata, Asteroidea, Forcipulatida, Asteriidae. The record is from RefSeq and is a predicted model, not a curated record. Gene Ontology annotation, molecular function: UFM1 conjugating enzyme activity.
CCAUUGAAAAAAGAACUUCGAAAUAAUCAUGGUGGAUGCUGCGACUAGGAAAACAUUAAGUAACAUACCGUUACUUAAAACAAAGGCAGGUCCAAGGGAUAAAGAUCUCUGGCCGUCAAGACUGAAGGAGGAAUAUCAAGCAUUAAUUCAGUAUGUAAAUAACAACAAGGAGUCCGAUAAUGACUGGUUUCGUCUUGAAUCUAACAAGGAUGGUACUCGAUGGUUUGGUAAAUGCUGGUACAUUCAUGAACUUCUCAAAUAUGAGUUCGACAUAGAAUUUGAUAUUCCAGUGACGUAUCCUCAAACCGCUCCAGAACUUGCACUCCCAGAGUUAGACGGAAAAACAGCCAAGAUGUACAGAGGGGGUAAAAUCUGCUUAACUGAUCAUUUUAAGCCCCUCUGGGCGAAGAAUGUCCCAAAGUUUGGCAUUGGCCAUGCCAUGGCACUCGGGCUUGGUCCCUGGCUAGCCGUUGAAAUCCCAGAUCUGAUCAGUAAACAGGUGAUAUCUUACAAGGAGAAGACGGAAGAGGCAGCCAGUAAAUGAGGUCACUUAGAAGUCUUAGGAUAUUACUCAAAUAAUACUUAGUUUUAAAUUAUUACAGUUCCUCAUAAAGUUUUUAACGUCAAAUAUAUCUACUAACGAAAAUGAGGUGGGGAGCCAGUCAUGAAUUGGUUGUGAUGUAGUGUCCAGUUUUCCCCGACAUAAUCGCUCCUCGACAUCUCAAAAAGGCUACCACCUUUUGUAAUGAAGUUUUUGCAGUUCAUUUUGCUGUAUAUGUCUCAAUUAUGCAGAAUUUAAACGGUUAAAAGUAUACUUUAACUUUAAGGGUUGUGUCACACAAGGCAAUUUACAGGCAACCAGUUCCAGGCAAUCUCCAAGAAGAGAAUUCAUUCGAACAUCACAUAUUUUUUUGGGAGGAUCAUAAGACAUUGUUUGAAAUAUUACUUAUGUGCUACCAAAGUGGUCCUGUAGCAUACACUGCAUUUAGUUGCCUCCAAGUUGCCUGCAAAAGUUGCCAAUGUGACAUGGGCCUAAGGGUCAAAACUGAACAAAAUCAUUCCAGAAUAAUAAAUGCAGCUCACUCUUAAAGAAUGUUAAUGUUUCAUUCCAGGUAUUAAACCUGCUUUAUUACAUUUCUGGCUGUGAAACUUUUCUGUUAAGAAUACAAUGUAUAUUUCAUGGUAAAAUAAAAUAUAAACAGCAAAUCA